UGGUCGUACCCCACGGCGGCUCACGACGCUCGCUGGGAGCGGGCCUCGGGCCCUUUCCCGGUCCCUCCAAGGCCCGGGAUCCUGGAUUACCGGGGUCCCGCGUCCACCCCGAGCCCGCCAGAGGAGAAUCGCUGACCGUGGUCGCCUCCAGGAAAGAGCCAAGUGAUAACCAGAAAAUUCAGUGAAUAGUGAGCGACAUCCCUGCCUUCUUGGUGGAAAGUAUCAGAUCCCAAAUAGUGCUCAGGAGACAAAAAUGCUCUUUGAAGACACCUUUCAGGAGUUGCCAGUCCGUGUGACAAGAAAUAGCUACUUUAAAUAUCAGUGGGCUAUUUCUGCAUCUUGAAAGGAAGGUAAAAUAAAGAAUUUUGGAACAGAUGGACUCCUGUCACUUUCUAUGAACUAAAGGAAUUCAAUGUCUCUUUUGAACUGUUUCUGCACUUCACGAACAGAAAUUGAAUCACUGAAACCUGAAAAGCUGUCUGAAACCAGCAUCCAUCAAUACUUGGUUGAGGAGCCAGCCCUUUCCUGGUUGCCCCCAUGUACUGGGGCCACCGAAGUGAUAAAUUCCACGAAUGCUUCCCAUUAUGAACUGCAAGUGGAAAUAGGAAGAGGAUUCGACAACUUGACUUUUGUCUAUCUUGCAAGGCAUACCCCUACAGGAACUCUCGUGACGAUAAAACUUACCAACCUGGAAAACUGCACUGAAGAACGCCUGAAAGCUUUACAGAAAUCAGUGGCUCUAUCCCACUUCCAGCGGCACCCCAAUAUCACAACGUACUGGACAGUUUUCACUGUUGGCAGCUGGCUUUGGGUGAUAUCUCCAUUUAAGGCUUAUGGUUCAGCAAGUCAGCUCUUGAGGACUUACUUUCCUGAAGGAAUGAGUGAAACUUUAAUAAGAAACAUUCUCUUUGGUGCAGUGAGGGGGCUGAACUAUCUGCACCAAAAUGGCUAUCUUCACAGGAGUAUUAAAGCCAGCCAUAUCCUCAUUUCUGGUGAUGGCCUAGUGACCCUCUCUGGCCUGUCCCAUCUGCAUAGUCUGGUUAAGCACGGACAGAGGCAUAGGGCUGUGUAUGAUUUCCCACAGUUCAGCACUUCAGUGCAGCCGUGGCUGAGUCCAGAACUACUGAGACAGGAUUUGCAUGGCUAUAAUGUGAAGUCAGAUAUUUACAGUGUUGGGAUUACGGCCUGUGAAUUAGCCAGCGGGCAGGUGCCUUUCCAGGACAUACACAGGACUCAGGUAAAUGCUCUGGUUUUCUUUCCUAGGACGGUUGUAACAAAAUACCCUAACUCUGGGUGGCUCCUAAGGCUAGAAAUUGCAUUCCGUGGCUUGCAGCUGGAGAAUAAAAUAUAUAUGUAUUUUUUUCAUUUCAGGCCAUCAGCAAGCAGUUUAUUGUCCCAUGUAUUCUUUAAACAGAUGAAAGGACAAAGCCAAGAUUCGAUACUUUCACUGUUGCCUCCUGCUUACAACAAGCCAUCAAUAACAGUGCCUCCCGUGUUCCCGGGGACCGAACCAGAGUAUACUUUUCCUGAAGAGAAAGACUCAAACUGGGAAUUCUAGGGCUGCCAAAUCGUUUUCUGUCCUACAGACUUGACCCUUUGCCCUUGCUGCUUUGUCUUCUGUAUUGCUAGGUCCACAUACCAGAAUUAUACUUGAAAGUUCAGUUCGUGCACUGGAGAAUCUAUCAUUUUGAAGCACUCUGUCUGAAGGGACAGGAGCUUAUGGCCCUGAGGUCAGCUCAGUGCUUUCACAACUCCAGGGACGCUUCAGAACUGUUCAUUUGGUGUCUUCUAGAAAUGUUUUGUUGUUUGUUUCUUCCCAAGCUGUGACUAACUCUUCUUCUGAUUCUUCAAUGUAAUGUUUGAGCCACUUAAUUUUGCUGCCUUCAGGGGAAUGAGUCCCUCAGAGGCCUGUGCUUCCAAAUACACCUUUUCCUUGCAGGUUCUCCUGCCUUUUUGAUCAGCUACUGUGCAUCAGCAGGCUAGUUGACCUUGACACCAACUCCUUCUUGGUAGCAGGGGAAUGUUUCUCCUUCCCAUUUCUUGUAUUAAUACUUAGGGUAGCAUCAAACUGAGCCUCACUCACAUUAAAUCAUUCACUUGAAAUACACAGAGAAGUUACCAUUUGCUUUUUUUAAAAGGGACUAGCUAAAAGUAACACUUUUCUAUGGACAUUAUAAAUCCUAAACUUAUGCACCCUGGGGGAGCUCAAUAAAGAUUUAUUGAAUG
Messenger RNA from Echinops telfairi (small Madagascar hedgehog), 2226 nucleotides. RefSeq names its product STE20 related adaptor beta (gene STRADB). The record is from RefSeq and is a predicted model, not a curated record. Gene Ontology annotation, molecular function: protein serine/threonine kinase activator activity; protein kinase activity; ATP binding. The transcript is spliced from 14 exons. NCBI's taxonomy places the organism in Eukaryota, Metazoa, Chordata, Mammalia, Afrosoricida, Tenrecidae. Bases 413 to 1558 code for a protein of 381 amino acids. Gene Ontology annotation, biological process: protein phosphorylation.